Molecule: messenger RNA, 1700 nt
Organism: Trichoplusia ni (cabbage looper)
Lineage: Eukaryota; Metazoa; Arthropoda; Insecta; Lepidoptera; Noctuidae
Product: glyoxylate reductase/hydroxypyruvate reductase-like
Exons: 3
Coding region: 483-1556 (357 amino acids)
Cellular component (GO): cytosol
Molecular function (GO): glyoxylate reductase (NADPH) activity; hydroxypyruvate reductase [NAD(P)H] activity; hydroxypyruvate reductase (NADH) activity
Source: RefSeq, a predicted model, not a curated record
UGUUUUGACAAUAAACGCCGUAAUAUCGUCGUGGGAGAAAAUGUAUGAAUGAAGAAUGCUGUAAAUAUUGACAAAAAUGUUAUCUAAAUCUUACGUGACGCAAUCUUGGAUAGGUAGAUUAUCUGCAGAUAUAGUUAAUAUAGUUUUUAAAAUAGUACUUUGGGAUACCAAUUGUAACUUCGGUGUUCGGUAAAGUUCUGGCAGGCAAUAAUCUUUAUGGUUGUAUUUUCUUAUAAAAUAAUUCAAAGAUUUUUAUCAUGAGCGUGACAUCUUUCAUAACCUCCACAAAGGGUAAGGUGAUACUAGGAACAGUGGCUGCACUACAUCUCACAAUAUACUUCGCCAAACCUUCGUUUUUCAAGGGCGAGAGUGUGACAAAAACUAAAACUUCUCCGCCUAAAUAUCUACCGGAGAAUUAAGCGACCUUGACUGAUUCGCAAAUAAGGAAAUUACUAACCAACUGGAAAAUAACCUAUCGAUUAAUGAUUUAUAAAAGAGUGUCGCCGUUCGUGCCAUCGUUACUACGAUCUGUUGCUCGGCAGAGUGAAUUUGUGACAAAUCCGGUUAAAAUCAUGAAGUGCGACUCAAAGUUCGAAGUGUUUGUGACUCGGGCUGAUAUGCCAGAGAGUGGCAUUGAGAUGAUACGAAGAGAAUGUAAUGUCAAACUGUGGAAUAGAUCUUCUCCGGUCCCAAGAGAUGAGUUCCUCAAGUUGGUGCCGGGGGUCAAUGCCAUCUAUUGCUGUCUCACCGAUAAGAUUGACAAGGAGUUGUUGGAUGCAGCUGGACCAGAGCUAAAGGCGGUGGCGACCAUGUCUGUGGGAUAUGACCAUAUUGAUAUUCAAGAGUGCAACAAGAGAGGCAUUCGAGUUGGCUACACACCAGAUGUACUUACAGAUGCAACGGCUGAGCUAACUGUUGCCCUUCUGCUGGCAACAGCACGGCGUCUGCCUGAAGCGCAGGCCGCAGCGCGCGACGGCGGCUGGGAGUCGUGGUCGCCUAUGUGGAUGACGGGUCCUGGUCUGGCUGAUUCCACGGUUGGUAUCGUUGGCUUCGGUAGGAUUGGCCAGGCUGUGGCCCGUCGUGUCAAGGGCUUCAACACCAAAGACAUUAUUUACUGCAGCCGCACUGCGCGCCAUGAAGCGAAAGAGGUCGGAGCCCGUAAAGUUGAAUUUGAUGAUCUACUGGCCGAGAGCGACUUCGUUAUUUGCUGUGCCGUAUUAGUACCCGAAACCAGACACAUGUUUAACCGAGUAGCUUUUGAUAAAAUGAAGAGGACAGCUAUCUUUAUCAAUACUAGCCGAGGGGGUACUGUAGACCAAGAAGCCCUGACUGAAGCUCUUCAACACAAGAUAAUCAGAGGUGCUGGGCUCGAUGUUACUACUCCAGAGCCACUGCCUCUGGACCACCCUCUGUUAUCUCUGAAUAACUGCAUAGUGUUGCCUCACAUCGGCAGUGCAACCAUAGAUGCAAGGAAGACAAUGGCUGAACUCACUGCUGUUAACAUACUUGAAGCCCUAAAAGGCUUUGAAAUGCCAUCUGAGUUAAAAAUUACUUAGAUAUAAAAUAUUAUUUGAUAAAAUAUUAGUUUUGUACACAUAUAAUGAGCAUCUACAUUAUUAUCUAUACAUUGUAUAUUUAUUUGCUUUAAUGAUAAAGUAAAGAAAUUAAAAUUUGUCACAAUAAAUUGGAAUUUCGAAUAA